Asparagus officinalis (garden asparagus) is the source of this 2629-nucleotide messenger RNA. Its product is annotated as protein STRUBBELIG-RECEPTOR FAMILY 3-like. The transcript has 17 exons. The record is from RefSeq and is a predicted model, not a curated record. Lineage: Eukaryota; Viridiplantae; Streptophyta; Magnoliopsida; Asparagales; Asparagaceae. Gene Ontology annotation, molecular function: ATP binding; protein kinase activity; protein binding. Gene Ontology annotation, biological process: protein phosphorylation. Bases 235 to 2361 code for a protein of 708 amino acids.
UUCAAAAAACAAGGUUCGGCCAGAGAAAGGAAGGGCUUUAAUGCAUAAAACACCCCAAAGCGCCUGCUUAGUUUCUCUCUCCUCUCUCUCUCUCUCGUGCCUAGUUUAUAAUUUCUAAUUCUUCGAAGAGAGAGAAAAGUUCACCACUGUCCUCUUUCCUCUCUAAGUCUGUUCUUAGCAUUUUGACGAAUCCUAGAGUCUCUAUGUACAAGCAACAAACAGGUGGCAUUGCUGAUGAAUAACUCAAGCUUGAAGAUGGCUUCAUUGUUAUUUUUGGGCCUGAUGUUGAUCUUUAUCUUGCCUUGUUCAAGAGGAUUCACUGACCCACGAGAUGUAUUUGCUAUAAACGGUUUCUAUGUAAAUAUGGGUUUUCCUCUCCUUCCUGGAUGGAGAAUUGGAGGAGACCCGUGUCUUGAAGGCUGGCAAGGAGUCGAAUGUGUCAACUCAAACAUAACGGCAAUAAUCCUCAAUGGUGCAAAUUUGAUGGGACAGUUGACUGAAUCACUAGGGGUUUUCGUGUCAAUAAUAACAUUAGAUCUGAGCAAUAACCAUAUCAGUGGAACCAUACCAGAGAAUUUGCCUGUUACUCUUAGGAGAUUUUUUCUUUCAGCCAACAAUUUCACAGGGCCCAUCCCGAGUUCUUUAUCAACUUUAACACUUCUAACAGAUAUGGCAGUCAAUGACAAUCUUUUAGAAGGAGAUUUGCCUGAUGUUUUCCAGCCUCUCGCUGGUCUAGUCAAUUUGGAUAUAUCUUCUAACAACUUGAGCGGUCAAUUGCCACCCUCCAUGGGAAAUUUAUCGUCCCUAUCUACAUUGCAUGUGCAAAAUAAUCACCUAUCAGGAAUGCUUAAUGUAUUACAAGAUCUUCCCCUUGAAAAUUUGAAUAUAGAGAAUAACCUAUUCUCCGGACCUAUUCCUCCGAAGUUGCUAACAAUUCCAGACUUCAAAAAGGAUGGAAACCCAUUUAAUACUACUAUCUCUCCAUCACCAGCUCCUAUCCUCCCAUCACCAGCUUCUGCAUCUCCACCAUUUCCUGUUGUAGGAGCACCUGUUCCUUCUGCUGGCAUUAUAGCUAAUAGUAUCCCUUAUGGGAAAAGUGACAGGAAGAAAGCCACAAUGGUUGUUAUUUAUGCAGCUAUUGCGGUAGCCUCUGUUAUCAUAUCAGUGCUUAUGAUCACUAUUUGUAUAUCAAAGUCACGAAAAAAGCAAAAGGACGAGGAGAUUCCAGUGAUGCACAAAGGGAAGGGGCAAGAAAAGAUGAACGUGUCUAUGCACAAUGCAAACUUGAAUAUGCUAAGUGUUGGUCAAAAGGAUAAGCCUGAGAAGCAGAAAGAACAUGAGAUCGAUAUGGCAAGAACUAAUGUGAUUAUGAUGCCGCCUCUUGCUGAAAAAAUUAUUGUAGAGCCCAUCGUUCCUCCUGAAAAGAUUCCAUCCUCCGCUUCCCAAAAUUUAAAUUCCCAAUCAAUAUCGUCCUUCUCAGUUUCAUUUCUUCAGCAAUAUACACACAGUUUUGCAGAAGAAAAUUUGAUUAGCAAGGAUAAAUUGACUAAAGUGUAUUUAGCCGAGUUUCCGGAUGGAAAGCUUUUGACAGUUACAAAGCUUGAAACUGCAAAUUUGAAAAUACCAACGGAUGAGUUUCUUGAGCUGGUAUUGAGGACUUCAUUACUUCGACAUCCUAAUAUACUCGAGCUUGUGGGUUACUGUAUGGAGUAUGAGCAGCGGUUACUUGUCUAUAACUACUUUAGUACAAGGACCCUGCAUGACAUUCUUCACUCUAAAGAUGAUUUCAAGAAGAAACUAUCAUGGAAUGCUCGUGUGGACAUAACGCUCGGUGCUGCUAGAGCUUUAGAGUAUCUCCAUGAGGGAUGUCGACCACCAGUCAUACAUCAGAAUUUUGACUCAGCCAAAAUUCUUCUUGAUGAUCGGUGUAGUGUCCGUGUUUCUCAAUGUGGCUUUGCUUCGUUGAUACUAUCCAAUUCUAUGGGUCAGAUACAUGAAUUACCAAACUAUGAGACUCCAGAAGUUAAUGAUAUUGGAUCAUACACCGACAAGAGUGAUGUUUACAGCUUUGGAGUGGUCAUGUUAGAACUCCUCACUGGACGAAAACCCUAUGAGAGCUCAAGACCUCGGGAGCAGCGAUAUCUAGUGAGAUGGGCCAGUUCACAGUUAUAUGACAUCAAUGCUUUAUCCAGAAUCGUGGAUCCUUCCAUAGAUGGAAAACUUCCUAUGAAAUCAUUGUCAAGGUUUGCAGAUAUUAUAAGUCGUUGUGUUCAGCAACAGCCGGAGUUCAGACCUCCAAUGUCCGAGGUUGUCCAAGAUCUUACUCGCAUGAUAGAAGAUGCAAGGAGUAUGCAAACGUAACCCCUACUAUCUCACUACAGAGGAAAGAAAGCAGAAAAAUCACAAGACUGUAUCAUUUCUCUAACAAGUGAUACUUGGAUUGCUGUUUCAGCAUUCUUGGGCAUGAGCCUAAGAGAUUCAUGGCGGAUGUAAUUAUUUACAAAAUUCUAGUUUUCCCCUAUGUUGAUGUAGAUCUUACCGAGGGUGUGAAUAGUUAUGAGCAGAACUCUUGAGAUUUUGUAUGAUUUUUUUGCAUUUACUGUUCUAUUUCAAUUAUGGCCAGCCUCCA